AUCGGUAAACAGGCCUAAAUUUUCUGUACAAAGAAAAAUAAAUUGGUGUUGCUAUCGAAGCCGGAAUUUUGAAGCUGAACCUCCUGGAGAGGGAAACUAUGGGCGCCGGUGAUGAAACUCUCACAUCUUCUUAUGUUUCGCCUUCUCAAUCUGAGAGUUGGAAGGAGCGAAUUCUCGUCCCUACUAUUCUUGCAGGGAUCGCUGGAGGAGGAGCUGGAUUAUUUUCAAAACAUCGUAAAGUUCAUGGUCUUGCUAAUAUUAGCGCUACUUAUGCUUCCAAUUUAGCAAUCGUUACGGGUUGUUAUUGUGGGGCUCGUGAGUUUGUAAGAGCAAAUAGAACUGGAAAACCUGAUGACUUGUUGAACUCAGUACUUGGAGGUGUUGGUAGUGGUGCUAUUUUAGGAAGGCUUCAAGGUGGAAAACAUGGUGCUAUUCGUUAUUCUGUCAUAUUUGCUAUUGCUGGAACAUCGGUUGAUUUUGCAACUAUAAAAUUGAAACCUGUUUUGAGAAGAUUAUACAGCUCUGCAGUUGACAGUAAAGACAGCUGGUUGAGGGUUCCGGAGUGGUCACCUAUAAAAGUACUUGAUGAAGAUGCCCUUGCAGCAAAGCGAGCACGUGAACAAGAAAUCUACAAGAGAGUUCAUAGUAUUAGUAAUCUGAACAAAGAAGAAUCUUGAGACCAAACAUUUUUUUUGUUAUGUAUACUGUGUUACUGUCCAGUAUCCACUUCGUAUUUUACUUGUGAGUUGGAUCACGUGAUAGAGUCGAUCCAUGCAUGGGCAGAUAAUUUAUUUGAUGAAGAGAAGACUUACCCCUUAUAUUUCCUCCAACUUAUUUGAUGAAGAGAAGACUUGCCCCUUAUAUUUCCUUCUGGUUAAA
This is a messenger RNA of Cuscuta epithymum, 879 nucleotides long. Lineage: Eukaryota; Viridiplantae; Streptophyta; Magnoliopsida; Solanales; Convolvulaceae. The record is from the annotation of a GenBank genome assembly.